AUGGCCGAGAUUAACGAGCGUGCAUCGACUUCUUCACCACCGGAACCGUCAACACCAGCUCCUGGACCCGAAAUCAAGCAGCUCGCUGAUGUAAUGUAUGACCGUGUCGGCGCCUUCUUACAGUCGCAGAUUCAAGGUUCGAUUGAUGAGUACAAGCUUUUGGAGGAUAUGAAUAUGGCAACCGCUCAACGAUAUGUGGACAUGCGUGCCGUUGCGGACAAAGUAUCCGAGAAGCUAGUACGCCUAAAUGAUAAAUACGAAUCACUUCGUCCAUACUUACAACAAAUUGAUGAAAUGGAUGAAAGUACACGCAGAUUGGAGGAAGCAGCAAACAUUCUCGACCAGUAUGUCACGGCUUUAGAAGCAAAGUUACAGACCCUUCAACAAGACGGCUCAUCGACGUGA
Molecule: messenger RNA, 405 nt
Organism: Ostertagia ostertagi
Lineage: Eukaryota; Metazoa; Nematoda; Chromadorea; Rhabditida; Trichostrongylidae
Source: the annotation of a GenBank genome assembly